Messenger RNA from Meira miltonrushii, 2405 nucleotides. RefSeq lists its product as uncharacterized. Lineage: Eukaryota; Fungi; Basidiomycota; Exobasidiomycetes; Exobasidiales; Brachybasidiaceae. Gene Ontology annotation, molecular function: L-ornithine transmembrane transporter activity. Bases 234 to 2363 code for a protein of 709 amino acids. The transcript has a single exon. Gene Ontology annotation, biological process: mitochondrial L-ornithine transmembrane transport. The record is from RefSeq and is a predicted model, not a curated record.
CGACAAGCCCGAAGAAGAAUGACACGUGCUGAGAAGUUAUUGGGGAUCUUCUUGACCGGGAAGAAAGGAGACGCGUGAGGAAGAAGCGCUACUCAAAGUUGGUUUCUGUUGUUGUUCCUAUUUUUAGGGUUCAAAGCUCCACAACCACUUUAGAAGAUGAUCAUCAAGGAGGCAACUAUUUCAUAAAAGAAGCAUACAUAGGAGAUCAAAGUUGUAUCCCUUUAUAGCAUGCCAUGUCGGCAAUGCAAGUAUCGCAAGCAUUGCCAGCUGCAGGUACAGCAGGCGAUCAUAAAAAAUCCUCUACAGUAACAAAAAGACCUACCCGCAAACGAAGAAAGUCGGAAAGUGAUGAGGGAAAUGAAGCAUCUCGAAAGGAGUCUUUGACCGGAGCACUCGCUCGUGCAUUGGUGGGCACACUUGCAUUCGUUUUCCGUGCUCCAGUCCGUCUAUUUAGACCGGUAAAGUUGUCGUCUUGGAGCUUGUUAGAGGCAAUGGCACAGAGGGAAGGCAGGAAGCUCUCUUUUCGAUAUAUGAGAACACUGAUACAACGUGAAAGCAAGUCUUUCUUACCACAUUUACUCAUACCGCCUCUUUUGGUCAAUACAACGAUCGGCUUCUGCCUAUUUGAAGCAUACUCUCUUACAGAAGCACAUCUUGUCAACAAAUAUUAUCCACGCCUUCCAAUCGUUGGUGUGUACGAUCUCAAUACCGAUGAGAAAAAGAAUUCAAAUGAAACUUCAAAGGCACGAUCUAUAGACACAUUUACGCCACUUUGGAUUGUAGCUUUGGCUGGAGGAGCAGCAGGAGCAGCACAAUGCAUCGUCUCGGCACCAUUGGAUAACGUUCGAAUCGUUCUAACAUCACAAGUCAACAAGCCAAAGCGAUUUCAACAUGGUGCAAGAACAGUACAACGUCCACCUCAAAUCUCGUGGCUUGCAGUUGCCCGUGCUGCUAUCUUGCCUUUUGCUCCUGAAAUCACGCAUAGCAAAAUGGUGAAAAAGGUAGCUGAGGGAAGGAAGGUGAGAGCAAGUACAAGUGAUGCAAACCAAACAGAAUCACAGCGAAAGCUAUGGGAGAAACGCAUCAAACGAUGGAGAGGAGGAGUACAUGGUGCAGGGUUGGUGAUGUCGCUGGCAAGAGAUUCAGUCGGCUUUUCGGCCUUCUUUUUGGUUUUUGAAAUGUCAAGACGAUUGGCUUUUCAUGUUUCUUUGGGUGUGGAUCGGACGAUUGCUUUCUUCAAUACGUCUGCCACACUUCCAAAAGGCUUGCCAGCUGAUGCUAAUCUAGACGAGGUUACAAUCGAGAACGAGUCAGGGCAAUUAGUUCGUACAGGUGAUAUUUCUUAUUCCCGAUCUCGAACAAAGACUGGUCGUAUUAUCGCAGCAUUGGUUUUAGUGAUUGGUGGUGCAUUUGGUGCGGCAAUCUAUGAGCUUGUUGGAAGACCUGCAGAAUUGAUGAGAUUGGUCGUAUGGGAAGGAAGAAAGAAUUGGGAACGUGGCGAAAAGCCAUCAUCUCCAAAAACAGGCACAGAGAAACCACCAAUCGGAAGACAGCAUACUGUUGGAGCACGGUCUAGGUAUAGCAAGAUUAUUCGCCAAACAGGUUCUCAGCUAAGAGCUGGAGGAUUUUUGGCACUCAGAAGCGGCAAUUCUACAGGAUCGAAUGUGAGCAGGAUAGAAGGUCAACGCUUGCAGCAUUUCAACAGACCACCACACCCUCUCAAAUUGCGACACAAGAAUGUCGAGAAAGAAGCGACUGAACAGAUCGUUCGACAAACUCCCGCUUCAACUCACCUGACCGGCAACAGAAGGAAGCGUCACGGCCAGUUGAAGAUCAAAAGGCAUCUAAAAACAUCAAAUACCCGGCCUGAACCUCGUGUCAUGCCACCACUCAGCACUCGUCCUUCAGCAUACUCACUUCUCUUAGAACAUGCACAACGUACUUCCUCUUUGCGAUACCCUUCCAUCAAAGAGGCAAGCUUGCGUAUCCACCCUACUCCUGUGCCCAAACCAAUUCUUCUCUUUCACACAUACUUUAUUGCCCCUUUCAAUUCGCAAGACAAGCAAAGAGCAAUCGUGACAAAGACUCCGACAUCAAAUGUGAAGCCUGAAGGGUUUGGAGCGAAAGCAUCUGCCCAGGCGACUUCUUCGGCGACGAGCAAAUUGUUGCCGAUCUAUAGAAGGCUGUUAAACGUUUUCAAUUAUCGAUACCCUGAAAGCAGUGCACCUGGAAGUGUACGAUCCGUUUCACAAGCACAAGCAUGGGGAACGGGUAGGGUUGCUUGGGCAUUCCGUCGACUUGCAUCACCGUAUGGUGUUGGAUUCAUGGUUUUCGCAUGGAUGUCAGGAGAUUUAUCUGCAUAAGAGAGAGAAAUUAUAGAAUCGUGUAUUACUAGUAUUACUCAU